UUAAGAAAAGUAGCCAUGGAGAACACUGAAAACUCAGUGGAUGCAAAAUCCAUUAAAAAUUUAGAAACAAAGAUCAUACAUGGAAGCAAAUCAAUGGACUCUGGAAUAUUCUUGGACAAUAGAUACAAAAUGGAUUAUCCUGAAAUGGGUCUGUGUAUAGUAAUUAAUAAUAAGAACUUCCAUAAAAGCACUGGAAUGGCAGCUCGAUCUGGUACAGAUGUAGAUGCAGCAAACAUCAGGGAAACAUUUAUGAACUUGAAAUAUGAAGUGAGAAAUAAAAAUGAUCUUACAUGUGAAGAAAUUAUGGAAUUGAUCUGUAAUGUUUCUAAAGAAGAUCAUAGCAAAAGGAGCAGCUUUGUUUGUGUAAUUCUAAGCCAUGGUGAAGAAGGAAGAAUUUUUGGAACAAAUGGACCUGUUGACCUGAAAAGAUUAACAAAGUUCUUCAGAGGGGAUCUUUGUAGAAGUCUAGCUGGAAAACCCAAACUUUUCAUUAUUCAGGCUUGUCGGGGCACAGAACUGGACUGUGGCAUUGAGACAGACAGUGGUUUUGAUGAUGACAUGGCAUGCCAGAAAAUACCAGUAGAGGCCGACUUUUUGUAUGCAUAUUCCACAGCACCAGGUUACUAUUCCUGGCGAAAUUCAAGGGAUGGAUCCUGGUUCAUUCAGUCACUUUGUGCUAUGCUGAAAUUGUAUGCACACAAGCUUGAGUUUAUGCAUAUUCUUACUCGUGUUAACCGGAAGGUAGCAACAGAAUUUGAGUCAUUUUCUUGUGAUUCUACUUUUCAUGCAAAGAAACAAAUUCCGUGUAUUGUGUCCAUGCUCACAAAAGAACUGUAUUUUUUUCACUAAAAAUGGUUGACUUUUUUUAAGUUUGUAUGUCAAGUGAGGAAACAAUAUAAAUGAUACUGUAUUUCCAUCUCUAAUUGAAUACUUCAGAACCAUACCAUUUCCUAGCAGAAGAACCACAAUGAAGCUACGUACCUCAAACUCAGAAUCAGGUAGUUGAAAAUGAAUUUAAUUAGGAAUAAAUAAGUAUGGAUAUUGGUGUAAUAAUUAUGAAAAGAAAGUAUUGUAAUUUUACAUCUUUCAUAAUUAGUGACACUUUAUGAUGUAUGGUAUGAAUUUUCAAAUAAUUAUGAGGAAGUUAAACAUUGUAGUAGUGAAUUUUAAGGAUACACCCCUACACACUUAGUUUUUGUCAGACUAUAAAAUUGAUGAUGUAGACUAACGUAUCUUAGACCUUAAGGAUCCAAGGGCAUGGUCAAAAGUUUGAACCUUUAUUUUAGAACUGAUGUAUGCAAACAAAACUGCAUUUUUAAGUCAGUUAUUAUAGCUUAUGAUUUUUGUGAUGCUUGUUCUGAGCAUGAGUUUCUUGUAAAAAAAAUCAUGUCUACUAUUGACAAGGAAAGAAUAUAUUUAAGAGAAAGUAUGAGUAAAUUGAGCUGAUUCUCUUAAGGCUAACAUGCCAUGUUGAUGGAGAGACAGAGUCAUAACUAUAAGGUGCUAAGAUCUGUCAGCAUGUUUCUUCUCAUUUGUUCUUAACAAAUCGGAUGAAAUUUACACACCAGCAAAAUACCUGAAGAUCUAUUAUGUAAAAACCUCAAACUAUUACUAGGAUGAAGAAAUUCUACAGAGACAUACUAAAAUACUGUCUGUACAAGAAACAGUGGAAUAUAAGGAACGAACAAUAAAUGGAUCCGUUGGGCAGGCUGUAACUUGAGAUGGUUUGAGCCUGAGCAGAGAUGUGGCAGUGUCCAAACAAUGCAGAGCUACAGAUGACACUUUAGAAUAAAGUCCUGCCAGAUGAUUUCUUCAGGAGCACACAGUGUGUGUGGAAGAUACUCCCAGGGCAUAUGAGAAAGUGAACCAAGUGAGAAAUCCCUAAAAUGGAGCUUUUCUGAAGAGCCACAAAAAUUGUAGUAUUCUUUGUAGCAUAAUUGAUAGUGUGCUAUAUUGUGCAGAAGUUUACAAUCAGAGGAAUAGUAGUGGUAACAUGUUAUACUGUUACCUAAAAUAAAGGACCACAGCACAAAGGGCUUUAGAAGCAUCCAGUCGGAGCCCUUCUUGCGCCUGCGGGGAAACUGCAGGCCAGCGCUCAGCCCCACCCAGGGAGGCCAGGCUCCAAGCUUCCUUCUCAGCCAUGGCUGAUGGCACCUGUGUGCUUCACAAACUUUCAGUCUGACAUUUCCUGUGAACUUCCUUUUGGCUCAAAGAAAGGAAUUUACAUUUAUAAUUGACAACUAUUUGUUUUGAUAAGAUCUAUUAACUUUUCCUAAGUAAAAGUAGCAUGUAAUGAUAUCCUAAGAUGAGUUUUUGUGUGACAAUUUUGUAAAAGUUUUUUAAUUUGCAUUUUUAUUUCCAAACAUAAAUUCAGAUUUAAAUUACCAA
Molecule: messenger RNA, 2388 nt
Organism: Chinchilla lanigera (long-tailed chinchilla)
Lineage: Eukaryota; Metazoa; Chordata; Mammalia; Rodentia; Chinchillidae
Gene: Casp3
Product: caspase 3, apoptosis-related cysteine peptidase
Biological process (GO): neuron differentiation; apoptotic process; positive regulation of apoptotic process
Cellular component (GO): cytoplasm
Source: RefSeq, a predicted model, not a curated record